This is a messenger RNA of Bactrocera tryoni, 518 nucleotides long. RefSeq lists its product as uncharacterized. The transcript is spliced from 4 exons. The coding region runs from base 114 to 518 and encodes 134 amino acids. Lineage: Eukaryota; Metazoa; Arthropoda; Insecta; Diptera; Tephritidae. The record is from RefSeq and is a predicted model, not a curated record.
CUUUCCCGGGAGUAGUUGGUUGCAUCGACGGGACUCAUGUUCGCAUAAUUUCACCAAGAAAAGAAGUGCAACAUCUUUAUCUUAACAGAAAGGGCUACUACAGUUUAAACGUGAUGAUUCUUUGUGAUUAUAAAAUGUCUAUUCGGUAUGUGGAUGCUAGGCAUGCAGGCGCAAAUCAUGACUCUUUUGUUUUCAAUGUUAGCGAUUUGAAAGUGCAUUUACAGAACAACAUACAGAAUAACACUUGGAUCUUGGGCGACGCUGGCUAUCCUCUGCACAAAUUUUUAAUGACGCCUUAUCGCUUGGCGGAAGCUUCUUCACCCAAAGCACGCUACAAUCAGUACACUCAAAGGCCCGGAAUAUUUAAGAGCGGACAACUGGUGUACUCAAGAUUGGAAUCUCCGGAAGAAAUACCAUCUACUUCAAAUACUACAAUGACCAAUGAUGUUUUGGACAUAGAAAGAGAAGAAGAGGAUACGGCUCGAAUAAUUCGCUAUAAUAUUAUGACUUCCCUCUAA